Molecule: messenger RNA, 1869 nt
Organism: Cherax quadricarinatus
Lineage: Eukaryota; Metazoa; Arthropoda; Malacostraca; Decapoda; Parastacidae
Source: RefSeq, a predicted model, not a curated record
CAUCAGACCACUCUCCUGAGUCCUCUCUCGCUCUCCUGGUCUUCUUGCCAUCCUCGCCACCACAUCCUCUCCAACACACCAAAAAUGAGUCGCGCCCUGUGCCCCGCCCUGGUGAUCCUGGCUGCCCUGCUCGCACUGGUGGCCUCUCAGGGCUUCUACUCACAACGCUACGGCAAAAGAGGAGAGACGAGGGAAAUGGCUGUUCGGUCGGUUCGUUAUGCCAAUCAGAACGCGCGGUCCAAUCUGCCUCAGGGUCUUCCAGAGAUCAAGAUCCGAUCCUCCCGGUUCAUUGGAGGCUCCCGCUACGGCAAGAGGUCCGGCUUCCCCUCAGAACCCGAGCUCCCCUCCGUCAUGACUCCCGAAGGUGAAGACACUGAAGUGGCCGCCACACUCCUGCUGGGGGACUCCAUCCUCUGUUUCCUCGUCGACGUCCCUGAUAUCUACCGCUGCCUCAGGAAACCCACUUCUGAAGAGGCGACUAACUGAAGCAGUUGAAGACUCAUUCGUAUCCUUGAGGAGAAAGUCGAGUUCUAGGGGAAAGAGAUCAGCAACAUACCACGAUGGAAAACCAGCAUCACCAGACCACGAAGGUAAAGACCGGCAACAAACCUUGAAGUACACAGCUGCAGCAGCACCACAGAGACCAUCAGAGAAGAAAUGAAGCAGAAAGCCUUAGCACAGACCAUGAACGCAGACCGGCAACCAAAUCUUUGCGUUCAAAGCAGCACAGAAUACAAGCAGAGAUAAUCAGUACAGACUACAGACAUGGUCCACCUGACGAUCCACCCUCCUCCUCCUCCCCUGAACCCUCCCCCCAACUCCGACAUCGUUUUCCUUCCAGUGACCACAAAAUUUAUUCAUCUCUUGGGUAUUGAACGCUGAGCUUUGGACCGGAAACAAUGACCCGGAAAUUAAAGUUGCCUCUGGCACAAACAUUCUGUCUCCUUGCAAAAGCAAUCCGCUUCCUUGCGCAACAUUCCACUUGUUUGCAAGAACAUUCCUCUUCCUUGCGAGGACAUUCCGCUUACUUACUCUUUAUUUCGUCCCCUCAGGCAGAUAUGUUUGGCCGGAAGAUAUUUAACACUCACUGAGAAAAAUCUUGAUUUGAUAUUUGUCACAGGUAAAGACAGGUGUCUCUGCUGAGGCUGUGUUACUGUUAACGUUUAUACCAGAGAAGAGAACCAACCUCAUAACUGAUGGAAAUAAUUGAAAAGACGACUGCUGGAAGACCCCUUCCCACUGCUGGAAGGGCACGUACCACCGCCGGAAGAUCAUUUAAUCCUGCCGGAAAAAAAACAAUAAAUUCCAGGUAAAGUCGCCGGGUCACCAAUUGGACAAGACCCGCGCUGGAACACACAAGGUCACCAACACAGUAAGGGUCUACAUUAAGAAAACAAAAGAAGACUUUUGCAUACUGGAAAUCCACGAAGGCUUCAAGACAACCAAAUAUGAAAUCACCAAAGAAAAGAAAGUUUAUUUAGGCACAGGUACACAUAAGUAGAAUUAUCAUACAUAGUGUAAAUUACCCAGGAUAACCCCAAAAAAAAGUGUGUUGCCCUCUCUACAACCUCGAGUUCCACGCUCUCUUCUCAUCUGUAGUUAUAGAAUAGACAUAAUAUUUAUGUCACGGAGUACCAAGAACCUGGUGCGAGGCAACAGUGUACAGUGGGCAAAGGCGCGCAUGGCGUGUGUACAUAUAUACGUACAUUUAUAUACACUCACUGCUCAUGUGUAUUGUACGAGGCUGGCGGCGAUGCGCCUGGCAGCGGUGUUGUUAGGCUGCCCUUCACUGUACGACAAUACCUCCAAAUGAAGGCCGUCAAUGGAUGUCAGCAAUUUUCAAUAAAACAAAUACACUGUUUGUACUUC